AUGUCAGGUUUGAAAAAUAGAAAAUCCACUAUUAAUAAGGACCAAAAUGCAAAAAAAACAUCUUCAUCGAAAGUUGCCGAUAAGAAUGAAUUGAAAGAUCCGGUAGAAACAACUUCAUUUGACACUGAAGACAAAAUCACAAAACCAAUUUUACAAGAUGAACCUCAAAAACAUCAUCACCACCAUCACCCUCAUCAUGAACACGACCACGAUGACAAAGAAUCAACAUCAAUGUCAAGAACCGAUUCACUUCAAAAAAAGACUCAUAGUAAAAAAUUAAAGCAUCAUCAGAAAAAGAAAUUGUCAGAAUCAAGACGAGUUAUGUUUAUAUUUGGUGCAUUGAUUGGAUUAAUAUUAGCAGCAUUAUUCACCACCAAUUCUGAAUCAUUUACUAAAGAUCUUGAUAAAUUGGUCAAUCUUGAUCAAUUUAGUGAUAUUUUCGAUGAUUGGAAAGAUUUGAAAAAUUUGAAAGGAUUAUUACCUAAUGGAAUUCAAUCAUUUUUACAAGAUAAAGGGGUUAACACUCAAGAUGAUGGAUUCAAUGGAUCAGCUGAAUCAUUUAGUGUUGGAUUAAGACUUGAAAAUCUGAAAAAUUUCACAGCUGACCAUAAUGUAGUUAUGGUCCCUGGGGUGAUUUCUACUGGGUUAGAAUCUUGGGGGACCACCACUACGGGGGAUUGUCCCUCAAUUGGUCAUUUCCGGAAAAGAUUAUGGGGAUCAUUUUAUAUGUUAAGAACUAUGGUUUUAGAUAAAACUUGUUGGCUUAGACAUAUCAUGUUGGAUACCACUACUGGAUUAGAUCCUCCUAAUAUUAAAGUUAGAGCAGCUCAAGGGUUUGAAGCCGCUGAUUUUUUCAUGGCGGGGUAUUGGAUUUGGAAUAAAAUUUUACAAAACUUAGCUGUGAUUGGUUAUGGACCCAAUAAUAUGAUUAGUGCCUCGUAUGACUGGAGAUUAACUUAUAUUGAUUUAGAGAAAAGAGAUGGAUAUUUUUCUAAAUUGAAAGCACAAGUUGAAAUUGUCAAACAAUUGACAGGUAAAAAAUCAGUAUUAGUGGGCCAUUCAAUGGGCUCACAAAUUAUUUAUUAUUUUUUGAAAUGGGUUGAAGCCAAAGGUGAAUAUUAUGGUAACGGAGGACCUAAUUGGGUCGAAGAUUACGUUGAAGCAUUUGUUGAUAUUAGUGGAUCUUCUUUAGGUACACCAAAGGCUAUCCCAGCAUUAAUUUCAGGUGAAAUGAAAGAUACAGUACAAUUAAAUGCCUUAGCGGUGUAUGGAUUAGAGCAAUUUUUCAGUAGACGUGAAAGAGUCGAUAUGUUGAGAUCAUUUGGUGGUAUUGCCAGUAUGAUACCUAAAGGUGGUGACAAAAUAUGGGGGAAUUUGACUUAUGCUCCUGAUGAUGAAAUAGUUGCAUUUGAUACCGAAAAGGAAGAUAUUGGUGAAAAGAAAAGAUCAUUUGGAUCAUUUAUUCAAUACAAAACUGCCAAUGACUCUUCUAGAGAAGUAACUAUUGACCAAAGUAUUGAAGAAUUAUUAGAAAAUUCUCCAGACUGGUAUUCCAAAAGAGUGCGUGAAAAUUAUUCGUUUGGCGUUGCUCACACAAAGGAAGAAUUGGAAAAGAAUAAUCAUGAUCAACUGAAAUGGUCUAAUCCAUUGGAGGCAGCAUUACCAAAUGCUCCAAGUUUGAAAGUUUAUUGUUUUUAUGGUGUUGGUAACCCUACUGAAAGGGCUUAUAAAUACAUGCCUGCUGAUAAGUCAACAAAACUUGAUUAUGUAAUUGAUGCUGAUUCUCCUGAUGGUGUUGUUCUUGGUGAUGGGGAUGGGACAGUUUCAUUGUUAACCCAUACAAUGUGUCAUGAAUGGCAAAAAGGUGAUAAAUCAAGAUACAAUCCUGCUAAUGUCAAUGUCACCAUUGUUGAAAUUAAACAUGAACCCGAUAGAUUUGAUUUAAGAGGUGGAGCUAAAACUGCUGAACACGUUGAUAUUUUGGGAAGUGCUGAAUUGAAUGAAUUGGUGUUAACCGUUGCUGCAGGAAAAGGCCACACGAUACAGAAUCGAUACGUUAGCAAUUUGAAGAAAAUUGUAGAAAAUAUGCAUUUGUAA
Messenger RNA from Candida albicans SC5314, 2097 nucleotides. It is a transcript of the gene LRO1, whose product is annotated as phospholipid:diacylglycerol acyltransferase. The transcript has a single exon. Gene Ontology annotation, biological process: triglyceride biosynthetic process; lipid storage. The coding region runs from base 1 to 2097 and encodes 698 amino acids. The record is from RefSeq and is a predicted model, not a curated record. NCBI's taxonomy places the organism in Eukaryota, Fungi, Ascomycota, Pichiomycetes, Serinales, Debaryomycetaceae. Gene Ontology annotation, molecular function: phospholipid:diacylglycerol acyltransferase activity. Gene Ontology annotation, cellular component: cytoplasm; perinuclear endoplasmic reticulum.